AGAUAUAAAUACCUCGCGUGGCUCUUUCAUCCUCUAGUGAGGAUGAUACCGAACCUGACUGCCUGACUGCCAGUUUGCGUGAGCCUCUGUGUGGCUCUUUAAGAGAAAAUAGAGUCUGCGCAAUGGAAGCUCGGCUGUAGCGGUUCGUUCUGCGGAGAAAAUUAACCAGAGAAAACACAGCCAGGGGAUGAAGGAGAGUCUUUAUUGCAGUCUUUAUUACAGAUACCGGACACGAGACUGGAAAUCUCCGGCGGGCAGAGGGGGGGAAUCUGGGGACAGACAUGGCGGGAGCGGGAGUGAAGAGGAGGAAAGCGGGGCUCCCUGGUUACUGCUGGAAAACAUGCUACUUUCACAUUUUAUUCUGGGUCGUCUCCGUCUGUGGCGAGGAGAAGACGUUCAUUGUUGAGAUGCCUGGCUCAGCGGAGAGCAGCGCUGUGGUGGAUGUAUUACAGAACCAUGAGCUGCAUACUGUAGCUGUCCAGUACCUGGAGACUUGGUUGAAGAACUAUGGCUACCUGCUACCUCAUGACAUCCGCAUGUCAGACCUUCGCUCUGAGAAGGCCAUGCAGUCUGCUGUCGCAGCCAUGCAGCGUUUCUACGGCAUCCCUGUUACCGGGGUACUUGACCAGACCACCAUUGAAUGGAUGAGGAAGCCUCGCUGCGGCGUCCCAGACCACCCUCACAUCAGCCGGCGCCGGCGGAACAAACGCUACGCCCUGACGGGACAGAAGUGGAGGGACAAGAGGAUCUCCUACAGCAUACACAACUUCACUCCAAAGGUGGGGGAGAAGGACACCCAGAGAGCCAUCCGGCAGGCCUUCGACGUGUGGCAGACCGUCACGCCGCUCACCUUCCAGGAAGUGGCCUUCUCUGACAUCAAAAACGAGGGCAAGGAGGCCGACAUCAUGAUCUUCUUCGCGAGCGGUUUUCAUGGCGACAGCUCUCCCUUCGAUGGCGAGGGGGGGUUUCUGGCCCACGCCUACUUCCCCGGCCCGGGCAUCGGAGGAGACACGCAUUUUGACUCCGAUGAGCCGUGGACGCUUGGCAACGCCAACCACGACGGUAACGACUUAUUUCUGGUGGCGGUCCACGAGCUUGGCCACGCCCUGGGUCUGGAACAUUCCAACGAUCCAUCCGCAAUCAUGGCUCCUUUUUACCAGUACAUGGAGACUCACAACUUCAAACUGCCACUGGACGACCUGCAGGGCAUACAGAAGAUCUAUGGUAUUCCCACUGCCAUGUUGGAGCCCACACGGCCGCUACCUACACUGCCGUCUCGCCGUACGCACUCCACCUCAGAAAGGAAGCACCAGUCCCGCCCCCCGCGGCCGCCAUCCGGAGACAGGCCCGCCCUACCAGGGAACGGAAAACCCAACAUCUGCGACGGCAACUUCAACACCGUGGCCUUCUUCAGACGGGAGAUGUUCGUCUUCAAGGACCGAUGGUUCUGGCGUCUGAGGAACAACAAGGUUCAGGAGGGUUAUCCCAUGCAGAUUGACCAGUUCUGGAAAGGUCUUCCUCCUCGCAUCGAUGCAGCCUAUGAGAGAUCAGAUGGCAAAUUUGUUUUCUUUAAAGGUGAUAAGUACUGGGUGUUUAAGGAGGUGACAGCAGAGCCAGGGUACCCCCACAGCCUGGUGGAGCUGGGGAGCUACCUCCCCCAGGAUGGCAUCGACACGGCACUGCGCUGGGAGCCCGUGGGCAAGACCUACUUCUUCAAGGGCGACCAGUACUGGCGCUACAACGAGGAGAAGCGCGCGGCCGACCCUGGUUACCCUAAACCCAUCACCGUGUGGAAGGGCAUCCCAGAGGCUCCACAGGGCGCCUUUGUCAGCAGGGAGGGAUUCUACACCUACUUUUACAAGGGGAAGGACUAUUGGAAGUUUGACAACCAGAAGCUGACCGUGGAGCCGGGCUACCCUAAGUCCAUCCUCAAGGACUGGAUGGGCUGUGACCAGUCGGAUCUGGAUCGCAACCGGGACCGGCAGCUCCCCAACGACGACGUGGACAUCAUGGUGACCAUCAACGACGUGCCCAGCACAGUCAACGCCAUCGCCGUGGUCAUCCCCUGCAUCCUGUCUCUCUGCAUCCUGGUCCUGGUCUACACCAUCUUCCAGUUCAAGAACAAAGGAGUGCAACAGACCGUGACGUCGUACUACAAACACCCAGUGCAGGAGUGGGUAUGACAGGGUGGCAGGAUGUCGCCGAGCAGGGCUGAGGACCCUGGCUGCAGUUUCCACCCCUGUCGAGACAGAUCUGAGAGACCCAUCCUGACGCUCACACAGCAGCUUGCUCUGGUCUCACACCCAGUGACCAUGAGGAGGGAGGGCUCACCUGGCGACCGUCUCUUCCUCCCUGUGUCCUUGGAUUCCAUUGGCCGCUUGGUGAACAAUGUGAUGGAUUGGUAUUAAGUGACGCUGAGGAAUGAUUGGAUGCAGUUAGAGCAGGAUCAAUUACAAGAAUCAACCUUGUGUGAGCCUGGUGACCUCUUGGCCAAUAGGAUCUGAUUCAGAGGGGGGAGGGAGCAGGGUGGUACUGAAACUCUAUUGGACCUCCAGUCUCUCCAUCUCUCUCUCUCUUCCUCUGGGACGCAGAGAAGACUCUGCCCACAUCGGGCUGGUCUCUAACUAACUUGUACACAAAUUGCAACUGUCAACAUGUCUAAAGAACUUCUAAAAAAAGAACAAAAAAUAUUCUACAAACUUGAAGAAAUAAUGUAGGUAGAAAGGCCAUUAAAAAAAACACAAAAAAAACAUUGAUCUCUGGAUCACCAGAUGUUUUCAUUUCUCAGUGACUGAGUAGUGGAUUUUUUGGAGAAGAUUUUUUUCUCUCUCUCUCUUUCUCUCAACCUCCAUAUACUAUGGCCGUCCUCCAGUUGAGUUUAAAUCAGAUCCAGUCAUUAUGCUUACAUCACUAGGGUUUGUCCCUAACAGGGAUCCAUAGGUCACAGGUCACCCCACAUCACCACCAUCACAUGCCUUGGCCUCUUUUUACAUUCACAACCAUGUUUUCUGUUUGUGCCUGUCGAACUAAUGAAAACCCCUUCCACACUGGCAGGCAAGUCGGCUUAACAUCAUAUUAUUAUAUAUGUCUGUCCAGAGCUCGUUUUUUGCUGAGAGUUUAGAGAUCAUGACCGUAGAUACACUGGAAAGGAUCAGACUGAGUCGGUCAGUGUUUAUGUCUGACCUCUCAUGUGAACCACUGUCUUCUAAAGAGGGCUUAGUCAGUAGUGAUACAGCUGGUAUGUCAGCUGUACCAGUAAUGUCUUCUUUUUUUACUUUCAGUCUUGUGAUCACGUGGUCUAGCUGGUUCUGCUACCAGUGUGUCUGUGAUGUGGCUCAUGAACAGUAGAUCCAUGACUAUACACUGUUUUCUGUGCCUCAAUUUUGGCUCUUUCUUUCUCUCUCUCUCUCUCUCUCUCUCUCUCCCCCUCUCUCUCUCUCUCUCUCUCUCUCUCUCCUUCUCUCUCUCCUUCUCUCUCUCUCUCUCUCUCUCUUUGUCUCUCUCUCUGUCUCUAUUUCUCUUGGUUGGAACCUAUAAGGGGCCGCCUCAAUGUUCUUCACUGAUUGUCUUCCUCCAUUUAGAAAUUUCUUGAGUACCUGAACUUAUUGAUUGAUUGACUGAAAACUGCACUGAGAGAGUCACUGUUUGAUUGUCUGCUCUCCAAGUGUUCUGUGAACAGUGAAAAGGAUGUCCUUUUGGGCAAUUUUUUAUACUGGCACCGUACGACUGUGUUCACUCUGUUUUCUCUUCACUAUGGAUCAAAAGGCGGUAACAUUUUCCCAACUCUGUAGUGAUGUCAUUACAAUAAGGGAAGGGUCCAUCUGUCAAUCAAUCAUUCAAUUAAAAUAGCAAUUGUAUAAUUCAAGUUACAAUUAUUUCAAAUGCUAUGCUACAGAGGAUUGAUAGGAAGCUUUUUUGCAUUAAACCAUUUGAUUGUUAAAUAUUUCAAUGGAAAUUUCUGUUACACUUUCCACACUAACUGUAUUGAAUGGAGUUGACCCCAACCCUGAUUUGCACUCUCUUAUUGCAGACUGACUUGAUGGACCUGUUGAUUCAAAUGUGCAAAUGCGUAGUCUUUUGUUUUUUGCCUCUUUCUGUGCUCAUGUAUAUAAAGUUGUGUCCCUGACUAAACACGAGUACUUAGAGAUACAAUUCAGUAGCAGGAAACAAUCCUGGGAAAAGCUCUUGAUUUCUCUGUGUAGCCACUAGCGUCAGCGAAUCGCUUUUCGUUUGCGUAGCUGGUGGACGUCCCGCUCGCGGAGUUAAAUGUGCCGAGUUCGAGCAGGUGUGGGCAAUGUCGGCCGUGUGUGACUUCCGACGAGUAGCGCGACCGUGUUUGCAUGGUUCAUAUCAGGCAGUUAGGGGCUACUGUAUCACCGAAGCGUGCAAUUCAGACUUCGUUUACCAGAAUCUUUACGUCACUAAAAAAUAACAAUACAUAAUCUAUAGUUCAUACAGUCCGACUGGUACAUGAUGGGGUGUUUACAUUGGAAUGCUAAGAGACAGAGGCAGUUUGAUUUCAUCAUUGACUCAAUCAUUGUGCUUUGAGUGUACCAUACCUUGAAGAGUAGUCAAAUAUGUGUAUAUAUUUGUUGAGAUGUAAAAUCUGAUUCUACAUGUUUAGAGGUAAAAAGGCUACAGGUAAACAGUAAACACAUAUGUAUGGUAGCAGGACAGGUGUGUAGUCUUAACAGAUACGUAUAUAAGGGUACCUGAGAGAGUCUGAUAGGAAACAUUUUACCAGGAGGGCUCUCAUAUAGAUGACCUACAGGUGCUCACUAUUAACAAAUAUUGAACUAACUGUCCACCAACCUCAACAAGCACCUGCAGAUUAGCAGAGUUGAUAGUUUGAGCAUCAGCAGAUUAUUUAUGAGUCCCCACUGAAUAAAGUGUUACCAAAUAGCAUAGUUCCCUCUAACAGUUUAUUAGACCUUCAACAAGGACAGAUGUACAUUACUUUUAUAACCCAAGGUGGGCCAUGACUGCUAUAUCCACAUUUGUUUUAAAUCUUAUUUAUCCAGACAGAUUAUAUUCUAUUCCAGGAGCUUUGUGUUGUCCUAUGUUUCUUGUAGACUCUUCUAUGGACAAUGUACACUGGUGGCUUUGGACAACAGUGAGUUGCCUUUUAUUGGCCUGUUGUUGCCUUUUGUUUAUAAGAGUUCUUUUUCAUAUGAGGAUAAUAGGAAAAAACAUAUCAAAGGUACAGUAGUCCAGAAUUUUGAAGUUGCUAUUCAUUAUAUUGGGAGUUCAUGGAACACUGCUAAUCAAGGGGCAUUUUGGCAGAUAUAGCUUUAAGAGAGAUUUUAAUUAUUUCUUUUGUUUGUGUUUCCUAUGAACUUUUGUGUACAUACUGGUAUGCUUUUCAUUGAUUUGGGUUUUUAUCAGUAAGUGAUUUGAUAAUACACCAACAAUGGCUCAGUUCUCUAAAUGCAUAUUGCACCUUUUUUUUCGUAGUGUAUUGUUUUUAUAGUCAUGUAAUUUGCAGUCAGAUAUCAAAUAUCUUCUCAUGUAAAUAUACAAACUGAAGCUUUUGAAGAUUUUGUAUUUUUGUUUCUUUGAAAAAGCUUAGCUAUUGCACAGAAUAUUCCCAUUUCAAACAAAAUGCUUAUACUGAUAGGCAUGUUUAUGUUAAUGUCUUAAGAUAUUAUACAUUUUUUUUAAAGAGCAAAUACAAGUUUAUUGGUUAGGGACAAAGGUAUCUUUUUUCCAGUUCAUUUCAUUUUACAGGACCACACUGAGAAUCUUACAAUAUCACCAUGUUCUAUUAACAAAGACAUUUCAAUAAAAGUGAAAACUUGAUUAUCUGCAUGACUGAUUAUUUUCUUAUUGGUAUAUUUACAGUAUAUAUACUGUACAUGCAGGUGGGGUGACGCAGGUAGGGUGACGCACAGCAUUAAAUCACAAUUAUGCUUUAAUUAUACAAUUAAAGCUGCCGUAAAGCAAAUUCCAUGAUUUGCUUCUCAGUACAUUAUAUAUGUGAGAAAUGAGUUCCUGAAAGCAUGUGCAAAGUGAAAAAACGUUGUUGCUCUGAAAUGUGGAGUUAGACCGUUGAACAGUUUCUCUCCCGUUUUCAGCUCAGGUUUUGUAAAGGCGGAGCCAAAACCCGACCGAUCUACGUCACAGCGACCUAUCUACGUCAGAUCACAGACGGUUGCAUUCUGUUACAAAGUAAUUAACUCACUCACGAUUUCAAAGCCUAAUUUAACAUGUCAGUUUUUUUUCAAAUUUGGAUGGGUAGAUAACGACACAUUCUUCUGUGGUGUGAUGAACUUAAAACUCAUUUUCAAUUCCACUUUACAGCAUCUUUAAGGCAAAUUUUACAAAAUGUCUGUACAGUAAUAUUAUGACAGAGGUCCUGAGUGGGGCCGGGGGGCUUCAGGCAUCAGCAAUUAAAGUACAAGAUUUAAAGUGCUCCAAGACCUCCAUACUGCAUUCAACUAUAUAGCAGUAAACCAUGAGAGAGGCAGCAUAGGUCAAAUUGAGGUUCAUUUCAGACAGCGCAGAAAAGCAACAGCUGGUUCGUAGUGUUCUUAAUACCAGUUGGUGCAGGAGAUCAUGAAACACAUGUCAUCCACCUUUCUGCUACCCAUCUGGCACUGGGGCAGCUGGGCUAGGGCUUCUGGGUAAGGCUCUGGAGGAAGACAACAGAAGGAACAGGAGGGGGAGAGAACUAACAGAAAUGAGGAAGUGGAGAAAGAGGAUCAAAGGAGGAACAGGGUUAUGGAAGAUGA
Molecule: messenger RNA, 6731 nt
Organism: Hypomesus transpacificus
Lineage: Eukaryota; Metazoa; Chordata; Actinopteri; Osmeriformes; Osmeridae
Gene: mmp24
Product: matrix metallopeptidase 24
Exons: 10
Coding region: 282-2183 (633 amino acids)
Biological process (GO): extracellular matrix organization; proteolysis; collagen catabolic process
Cellular component (GO): extracellular matrix
Molecular function (GO): zinc ion binding; metalloendopeptidase activity
Source: RefSeq, a predicted model, not a curated record